AUGGCCGGCCGGUUCGUGAGAGCGUCAAAGUACCGCCACGUGUUUGGCAAGGGAACAAAGAAGGAGACAUGCUAUGACAACCUGCGCAUCUCCAAGAACGCCUGGGACACGAACCUGAUCAAGGCCAACCCGCUCUACCUCUCGGUGAACUGGGAAGCAAGCGGAGGAGGCGCCUUUGCCGUCAUCCCGCUUGAAGAGCGCGGCCGGGCUCCCGAGCAGCUCCCCCUCUUCCGCGGCCACACGGCCGCCGUCCUCGACACCGACUGGAGCCCCUUCAACGACUCGCUCAUCUCGUCCGCUUCCGACGAUGGCAAGGUCUUCAUCUGGAAGGUGCCCGAGGACUUCUCGCUGCACUCGGACGCCGAGGAGCCCAACGACGUUGCGCCCGUUGCUAAGCUCAGCGGCCACAUGAGAAAAGUCGGACACGUGCUGUUCAACCCGGCCGCCGAGAGCGUCCUGGCCAGCUCGUCCGGCGACUACACGGUCAAGCUGUGGGACGUCGAGGCAGGCGCGGCCAAGCUCACGCUCAAGCACAACGACAUUGUGCAGUCGCUGUCCUGGAGCGCCGACGGCUCGCUGCUGGUGACGACGAGCCGCGACAAGAAGCUGCGCGUGUGGGAUGUGCGCCAGGAGAAGCCCGCCCAGGAGGUGCCUGGCCACCCCGGCGCGAAGAACAGCCGCGCCGUGUGGAUGGGCGAGGCCGACCGCAUUGCCACGACGGGCUUCUCGCGCAUGAGCGACCGCCAGCUCGGCCUGUGGGACCCGCGCAACCCCAAGGAGCCCAUUGGCGGCUUCCAGAUCCUCGACAGCAUCUCGGGCGUGUGCAUGCCCUUCUGGGACGAUGGCACCCAGUGCCUGUACCUCGCCGGCAAGGGCGACGGCAACAUCCGCUACUACGAGUACGAAAACGACAAGUUCGAAUACCUCUCCGAGUACUCGUCGCCCAACCCCCAGCGCGGCAUCGCCUUCCUGCCCAAGCGCGGCAUCAACCUGCACGAGAACGAGGUCCUGCGCUGCUUCAAGACGGUCAACGACGGCUACAUCGAGCCCGUGUCCUUCAUCGUGCCCCGUCGCGCCGAGAUGUUCCAGAGCGACAUCUACCCGCCCACCAACGGCACCACGCCCGGCACGACCGCCAGCGAGUGGUUCGGUGGAAAGACUGCUCUGCCGCCCAAGAUUUCCCUCGAGAGCGUCUACGAGGGCGAGGAACCGAAGGAGGUUGCGUCCGACUACAAGCCCGCCCAGAUCUCCCCCGCGUCGACAUUCUCGCCCACAAAGGCCGAAACGCCCAAGGCUGCCCCGCAACCUGCGCCCGCUGCUCGCGCCCCGCCACCACAGCUCAAGGACAACAAAGACUCCCUCUCCUCGCAGGCCGACAAGUUCGCCGACAAGGAUGCCAGCUCCGACGACGAUAGUGUGUCCAGCUUCGAGGAAGUCUCCAAGCCAGUCCAGCGCCCAUCAUCCACUGUCGCCAGGCAAGAAGAGAAGACCGUCCCCAUCAGACAGCCCGAGCCCGCAAAGCCCACCACCCCCACGCAGACGAGAUCCACACCACCCGCUGCUGCCACUCCCGCCCCAAGCUCCGCACCGACACCGGGCGGCCCCGCCUCAGCACUCCGCGACGCCCUGGGCGACAUCAGGCACCAGCUCGAAAACCAGACCAAGGUCAUGUCUGACCAGACCGAUCAGAUCGCGCUGCUGCUCCGCGAGGUCACCGACCUGAAGGCGAAGGUCUCGACUGGCGGCUCGCCCGACCACGAGAAAGACGAGCGCAUCAGGCAGCUGGAGCUGGAGCUUGAGGAAGCGAGGUCUUGA
Dothidotthia symphoricarpi CBS 119687 is the source of this 1815-nucleotide messenger RNA. RefSeq names its product coronin-6. The record is from RefSeq and is a predicted model, not a curated record. The coding region runs from base 1 to 1815 and encodes 604 amino acids. The transcript has 7 exons. Gene Ontology annotation, molecular function: actin filament binding. Lineage: Eukaryota; Fungi; Ascomycota; Dothideomycetes; Pleosporales; Dothidotthiaceae. Gene Ontology annotation, biological process: actin filament organization.